Centropristis striata (black sea bass) is the source of this 6253-nucleotide messenger RNA. RefSeq names its product solute carrier family 35 member 2 (gene slc35a2). Gene Ontology annotation, cellular component: Golgi membrane. Gene Ontology annotation, molecular function: UDP-galactose transmembrane transporter activity. The record is from RefSeq and is a predicted model, not a curated record. Bases 349 to 1563 code for a protein of 404 amino acids. NCBI's taxonomy places the organism in Eukaryota, Metazoa, Chordata, Actinopteri, Perciformes, Serranidae. The transcript is spliced from 6 exons. Gene Ontology annotation, biological process: pyrimidine nucleotide-sugar transmembrane transport.
UUAUGCCUCAGAGUGGUACCUCCUGUUAGAGUGGUACCUCCUGACAGUUGGUCCUAUCUCAGCUGUAGUCCUUCACUUCCUGAACACCUCAGCUCCUCCACGGAAUGUUUUCGCCCCGGUGGUUCCGGUGCUUCGUCCGCGGGAUCCUCUAACCUCAGCUCCGGCUUAUCGUCCGUCUGACGGCCCGGCCGCCCCCCACCCCCUUACAGUAACCCCAACAAACACAGCGGAGCUCCGGCUGGAUCUGACACCGUGAGCCGGGGGAGCUAUCUGGGGAGGCUAGCGGAGCGUUAGCCGAGCAGGCAGCGGGGCGAAGGCUCGGUCCGGGCGGCGGGCAGAGGGAGCAGCAUGGCCGGAGGGAACCACAGCCAGGCGGGGGAGGAGAAGCCAGGGAUCCGGAGUCAGAGCGAAGCGAACAAAAGGUUGAAGUACAUCAGUCUGGCAGUGCUGGUGGUCCAGAAUGCGUCGCUCAUCCUCAGCAUCCGAUACGUCCGCACGUUGCCGGGCGACCGCUUCUUCACGACUUCGGCCGUGGUCAUGGCGGAGAUCCUGAAGGUCCUGACGUGUCUGCUCAUCAUCCUACUGCAGAAGAGAUUCAAUGUGAAGGAGGUGGCGUUGUUCUUGUUCGACUCCAUUGUGAUCCAGUACAAAGACACUCUGAAACUGGCCGUCCCGUCACUCAUCUACACGCUGCAGAACAACCUGCAGUACAUCGCCAUCUCCAACCUGCCGGCCGCCACCUUCCAGGUGACGUACCAGCUGAAGAUCCUGACCACAGCUCUGUUCAGUGUGAUGAUGCUGAGGAAGACUCUGUCCAGAGUUCAGUGGGUUUCUCUGCUGUUGCUGUUCGGUGGAGUCGCCAUCGUACAGGUGCAGCAGGAGGGGAACAAGGAGGCGUCGGUGUCGGACAGCUCCAACCAGAACUACUCAGCUGGCCUGGUUGCCGUGGUGAUCAGCUGCCUGUCGUCAGGCUUCGCCGGCGUGUACUUUGAGAAGAUCCUGAAGGGCAGCUCGGCGUCCGUCUGGGUGAGGAACGUGCAGCUGGGCAUCUUCGGCACGGCGCUCGGCAUGCUGGGACUCUGGUGGAACGACGGCGCCGCCAUCGCAGAGCGCGGCUUCCUUUUCGGCUACACCGACAUGGUGUGGUGCGUCAUCUUCAACCAGGCGUUCGGCGGGCUGCUGGUGGCCGUGGUCGUUAAGUACGCCGACAACAUCCUGAAGGGCUUCGCCACCUCCUUCUCCAUCAUCGUCUCCACCGUGCUCUCCAUCUACCUGUUUGGGUUCCACGUGGACCUGCUCUUCACGGCGGGGGCGGGGCUUGUCAUCGGCGCCGUCUACAUGUACAGCCUCCCCAAAGCAGCCGGCUCCUCCCCGAGCUCCUCCUCGUCUUCCACGGUGUCUUCGGCGCUGCCGAGGACGGACAGAAGCGAAGAGAUGGAGACGUUUCUGCCAAAUGAUCACGGCGGUGCCACUCUCAAACUGCUCAAAGCACAACAGCAGGAGGAGGAGGAGGUGGAAGAAGGAGCAGGUGGAGGAGGAGCUGCAGCCCCUCAGAAACCCUGACCACCUGUCUGUCUGUCUGUCUGUUUCCUGUCUCGCCCUCUCUGCCUUAAAACUCUUUACUUUACUAACUGAAUGAAAAGAGGAAAAGCCUUACGCUGAUUAUUGAUCAUUUAUUGAUUAUUGUUGUUUCUGCUGGGCGAGAAUCUGCAGUUUGACCCGACACUUUGACUGAGCAGCCGGCCAGUGUUCACUUCAUCAAUUAUGUUUCUGAAGAAUUAUUAGUCUAAAGAGUCACAUAAAACUGAAAAACCUCAGAGUCCAAAGUGACAUGUUCAGAUGUUUCAUUUUGUUCGACCAAUGAGCCGAAUAUGUUCAGUUUCUGUGAAAUAAAACAGAAAAUCUGACCGGAGAAAAUGGAUCUUUAAGAAAUAACUCGAAUUAUAAGUUAAUCUUCUGCAGCUGGACCAAUCAAAUUUAUCAAACCCUUUGUUGCUGUUGUAAAAAGGUUUCAUAUUUUUUGUGCCCAAAAUUCAAACAAGAUCCAAUUUAUUCAUAUUUUUGAGGGAAUUUAUCCUCAUUUGCAACUUUAGAGCUCAUUUAAUCUUCUACAGAAUAACAACAAGUCAAACUGUUGCUGUCAAAUCUGUUUGUAGAUCCUGUUAAUAAUCCAGAACACUGAAAAAAACACACACUGGACAAAGAUCAGUCUUUAUGAGGCUAAUUCCCAAAAAGUCAAGGCACAUAAGUUAAACAGUGAUUAAAGAGAAGAGUGUGUGUCUAAAAGGGACUUCAGUUUUUGAAAUUGCUUUAGCAUUGAGCUACAGAGCUUCAACAAUAUACGUCAACAAAAACUAAAACAAAAAGUGUUUUUGCUGCUGAGGCUCAGAUUGUUUCUACCAGUUCUGACCACAUGAUGAAACAAUGAAGUCUCGUUCUAAAGUCUCUGUGAGCUGAUGUGGUGCAAACAUGAGUGUGAGUCAAGGUUAUAAUAGUUUGGGAUUUUUCAUCAGUUUUAGUUUUAAUUUCGUUGUCAAUUUUUGUUUUCAAAUUCAGUUAGUUUUAAUUCGUUUUUAGAGUGAGUUUUCUAGUUUUCAUUAGUUUUUAUUUUUUGGAAAAUGCUCAGUUUUUAUUAUUUUUACUGUUAGUUUUAGUUUUUUUUGUAAUGGGGUAUUUGUUGGGUGCCAGAUUCAAUAAGGUCACAAUAAAUGUUUCCUUUAUUUCCUUUGUCUGAUCCAUCUCAGCCCAAUAAGUUUAUUAAGUCAUAAAAUCAGAUAGAUGAAAAAGAUUUCAUAUCAACCAAAAAGGUUUUAUGUAUGAGAAAAGUUGACAAAGACAAAUACAGUUUGUUAGUUAUCAUUUUUUUUAAAAACUCUUGUUUUUAUUUUUAUUUCAGUUAAAGAAAAUGUUUUUUCAAUUCUAGUUUUCGUUCUUUCGUUAGUUUUUGUUAACUAUAAUAACCUUGGUGUGAGUUGGAGACAUUUGUGGAGAAACCAGACGAGAUUCCAGAACGAGACUUCAGCUGAGUGAAACUAACGAACAAACGCCUCCUCCUAACUGGAUGCCAUGCAUACAAACCAACAUUAUUAUAUCUGUUCAAAUCCAUGAUACUCUCCUCAAUAUGUUGACAAUUAUUGAUGAAUGGAGCGUUUCAAUCAGAUCAAUCAGACUGUUAAAGGACGCACUUUGAACUCUGGGAACCAAACACAGACAUUUAAUAGGAUUAAUGAGCUGAUAUCAAAUGUUUAACCAUAUUAAUGAAUCACAACAUUUUAUUGAGCAUGAGCUGAUUCUAUUUUUUGUUAUUAUUGAUGAAUAACUAUUGAUGAGCUGCUCAGUGGAACGUGGUCGCAGGUCAAACUUGAACUUCCUGUCGGCGUCCACGCUGACACGUUUGUGUUUGGUGCCUUUUCUUCUCAUCUGUACAGAAGCCAUACAAUGUGUGUGUUAGCAGCUACACACACACACACACACACACACACACAGACUGAACUCGGGUCAGUCUGAGCGGACCGUGCUCAUUGAUUGGAGCACCUUUUUUAUGAAUGAAUCAUAAUAAUGUUGAGCUGCUGCGGGCGUCUUGUUGAAGAAGGCGUCCCGCGGCGGUGUCCUGAAUGUUUCUCUGUUGCUCUGAGUCGCUGCUCCGUGGCGAGGUCGCCCGUUGAGCUACUUCCUGUUGUUUACGUUUCUGUUCGACUUUUGGGAGGAAAGUUUGAUUGUUUUUGUCUCCGGACGGCUGCAGGAGCUGAAGAACUGCUGCGUUUCUGACCUGACACGUUAAAGUGACCGAGGCUCCACAUCAAUACUUAACUUCUCAUAAAUCGUUUGUUAUUAACCCAUUUAGGCCUAAAACGCCUGGGAAAAAUGCCUGUAAAACCUCUGGGCGAUUUUAAAAUAAGCCCCUAAAACCUGAAGUUUUUCUGGAAAUUCAACAGAAGUGUCAACUCUUCCUACUAAAUAAUAGAUUUUUCAGCCUCUGUAGCAGAUAGAAAUGAAAUUCAAAAAGUAUUUGAGAGCUUAUAGCUGUUAUAUCUGAGCUCCCUCCGCUAUAGUCGUCUUCCGCCAUGAUUUAAAAGUUCUGGAAAAGUCCCAUGAUGCAUUGCGACACUCCCACAUGUAUUCUGAUGCAUUUCAUUGCCCAGACUGAAAAUAAAGAGGUAAAGUAGGAAACACUUCCAUAAUAACCAGAGUAAGCUGCGUAGUCUCUAAAUUGGUAGAAAAUAAUGUAAAAGGCAGUUUGCCGGAGUCCGAUGUCACGUCUUCACAUGUCAAAAAUAUUCAGUUCACUGUGAAAUACAACAGAAAAGCAGAAACCUGAGCAGCUGGAACCAGACAGAGUUAAAGGUUUAUGUUUGGGAAGAUUACAAAAAUAGUAGAGCCUGAACCAUUACCAAUAUGGAGGUGAUAUAAUUCACAUUUGAGCUGGAAGGGGAAAAAAAAUUGUUGUUUGUGCACUACUACGACUCUGAAAAAUCACUCACUGUUGAAUAACUUUAUUAAAGAAUAUUUAAAAUGAUUAUGCAUAUAAUUAAAACCACAAACAUAAAAAACAAAUAAUAUAAAUAAGAAUAACUACUGUAUGUUCAGUAACAGUCAGUUACUCACCAUUUAAAUAAGAUAAAAAUUAAAUAAAUAAGCAUCCACUAAAUCAAAAGCUGUUUUCUGCUUUAAAUGUUCUGUAAAUAACUCAAAUGUAGUUUGAAGUUCAACAGCUAAUUUCUGUUUUUACUUUCACAGGGACUGAAGUUCAUGUGGAGGCACUAACUCGUUUCCUGAGUUAUUUAUUUUUUUAUUAUAAAACGUUAUGAGGACUCAUUUGGAAACGGAUUAAAAUAAAAUGAUCUUAAAGGGAAAUUCUGGUGCUUUUUUUUUUGGUUUAUUUUUUGCACGUUAUCAGCUGACUGAAACUAGACUUCAACAUCUCGAGAUAAAAAACAAAAAGAGCUGAGACAAGAAAAGGUUUCUGUUCUUUAACUGCUGCAGAUCAACACGGAGACAAAACACAAAACAAAAAUGUAUUUAUUUUUCUCCCAAAAUAUAAAAAUUUAUAGUUUUUCUGUUUUAUUAUCGGAAUCACAGGUGGUGUUUUUCUGAAAUGACAAGAAAAAGAAAUCGAAGCCGUUACAUUUUUGUUAUUUUCUUUUGUUGAAGAAAAGAAAUGUUUCUGUCUUUUGGGGCAAUUAUAUAUUAUUAUAUCAUUUGUUUUUUUAUUUAAUGUGGGAAUGAAACAUUGAUCUGUGGGUUUGUUUUCGGGUGGCGGUGAACGGUGAGGAAGAGGAAACUCUGCAGGUCGCUCUGUUCUUUUUUUUUAGUUAAUCAGAAAUUAAUUUGGAAGCUGACAGCGGUCACAGUCCAAAUUAUUAAUUUUCUUCGAUCUGAAGUUGAUUUUUGCAUAUCCAUAACAGCCUUCAGUAAUAAUUGUCAGUUAUCUCACACUGAUUUUUUUUUUUUUUUAUAAAUUACGUAAUUAUCUCAUUAUUAUUGUGAGAAAUUCACCAUAUUUUUCUGAUAUGAUUUACUCACCAGCUUUACAUAAAAACAUUUUCACGUCGACUCUUUUGUGCAAUAAAUUUGAUAAUCUGUCGGUGAAUAUAUGACGUGUCAAGUUUCAACCAAAUAUUAAAAUUGAACAGAUAAAAAAAGAUGCAGUGGAACUUAAGUUUCUCAUCAAAUUCUCUUUUUACAAAUUUGUAGAGAUUUUUAUUUUUAUUUUUACGAAAGCCAAAAAUAAUAAUUUGAAAAAAAAUCAUUCCGGAAUCAAUAUUAUUAUUAUUUUCUUAUUAUUUUUAAAUUAAAAAAUAAAUACAAUAAAUCUAUUAUUAUUUUUUUUUUUUAUUUUGCUGAUGAUUGAGCAGACUGUAUCUCAGUAGAACAUUUCUGGUUAAAUAAAAAAAAAUCCAUAAGUCCACUUUCUAAGUGACAAAGAGCCUGUACAAAUCCUGUAAAAUUCUCUUCCAAACAAAUCCUUCAGGAAGUCGAUGUGAUCAAAUCCAGCAGGGUUUGUUUGUUUGAUCCUGAUUGGACGCUGCAGGUGGAGAGCCGUGCAAUAGGAUGGUGAUAAAUGUUGCAGGACUCUUGAGACGUCCUCCUCCUGUCUGACAGUUUGUGUUUGUAUGAAUCCUGUUUGCAGGACGAGACGGCUUCAUCUCUGAUCUGUUACUUUGCACUUGAUUGUUGACUUGUACUUUUUGCCUCUGAACCUGUAAAUACUUCUUUUGGUAAAGUUUUAUAUAAACAACGACAUGAACUCAAA